GCAUUGAGAUCUCUUCAUCCACGUCUGAUCUAUCCUCUUCACUCUCUCUCUGUAUCAUCUCUCCAAGUCUGACUCUCGAAUCGGCCUAAUGUCCCAACCACAACUUCCUCGUAAACACUCCACGGGUGUGGCAUCCGAGACCGCGACGGUGGUAGAUCUGCAAGCGGUGAACGAUGGCAAGUCCAAAGCGGCCAGUACUUUCAGCACCAGUCCAAAUCAAUCACCACAAACCCAACAUAGCGACACGAUGCCUCCCUCGACAUUUCCCGAGCUGAGAUUAACAGUCAGCGGGUCUCUUGCACCCAUGGCCAACCUAGUCAAGACGCGUACAGGUGGUGGUGCUGAGCCUGUGCUACCUCCAGCUUCUGAAGUCAAGUUGAGUCAACGACACAAGUGGUCUCUUCUCGGCGUGUUCUCCUUAUCGCUCUUCAUCGACAUCUGGUCUUACAGCGCGUUUUUCAUCUUCACCGACCCGAUAUCCGUGGACCUGGACGUCAAGUUUGAAGAACAGUCUUGGGUGAUCACCGCUUAUGCCGUCACAUUCGCCGCCUUCUUACUCUUCUGGGGUCGAGUCUCAGAUCUCUACUCAGCCAAGCCGGUAUUCGCUUAUGGCUUCAUCGCCCUUGGGGUCUUGGAUCUGAUCAUCUCUUUCCUGCCUGACCGAUACUCCUUCUUCGUGCUCCGGGCGCUCAGCGGUGUGGCGGGAUCAUGCUUGAUUCCUGCCUCUUAUCGAUUGAUCGUGGCUGUCUUUGAACCCCAUGAGUUGGGCAAAGCAUUCACUCUCUUCGGUAUGAGCGGUGCCCUGGCCAAUGUCACUGGCAUUCUCGUCGCAGGAUUCAUCGAGUACAUCCCUACUCACGGACAAGGUGCACCCUGGAGGUGGUUCUUCAGGCUUCUCGCUUUCCUGAUCCUACCGUUCGCCGUCGGAUCCCUCUUCUUCAUUCCCAAGCCUACAGGUGCUCAAGCCGAUGCCGGCGAGAAAUGGAAGCGACUCGAUCUCAACGGAUCAUUCAGCAUGCUCUUUGGUAUCGUUCUCCUGAUUCUCGGUCUCACCUUCGGUGCCUCUUACGGGUUCAAAACUGCCAAAUUCCUCGUACCUUUCCUGUUGGCUUGGCCACUGUUCAUCUUCUUCUUCAUCUGGGAAGCAAGACUCCCGAGCGAGUACGCCAUCUUACCCCCGGCCUUCUGGAAGAUCCCAAACGUGGCGGUUCUCAUCGUCUUUGCCCUCUACGUGUACGGUUGGUGGGCUGUCAACUUUUUGGCUCUCGUCGAGACGUACACCAAAGUCGGAGGUGAAAAGGCGAUCAUUGCGGCUGUGAGACUCCUUCCAGAAGGUAUCAUGGCAGGUGUCGUCUCUAUCAUCGGUGCGGUUUACCCUAAAUUGGUCUCUCGUCCACGAUGGCCAAUCACCAUCGGAAUGGUGUUGGCACUCGUUGGUUAUGCCCUCUUCGCCCAGGGUGCUACUGGUACAGACUACUGGCGAUACAUCUUCCCAGGUGGUCUCCUGGGAUCAGCAGGCAUGAUGGUCGUAUUCAACGGUGUCAACGUCGGCGUCAUCACCGCUGUACCGGCUGAAACGUCUGGUGUCGCCGGGGCUAUGCUACAGGUCGCCUUUCAAGUCGGAAGCGCCGUCAGUCUCUCAGUCCAAUCUGGUCUCUUCACCAUCAAUCCUGGCUCCAUCGCCAAUUACAAAAACGUUCAAGCCAGCUUUUACUGGCAAAUCGGCUUUGGAUUCCUAUGGCUCGUCAUGUUCCUCGUCUUCUAUCGACCAUCAAAGAAUGUCACGUCCUCGGAUCAAGAUGGUGCUGAACAAGGUGGCAGCGAAAGAAAAGUCGUCGCCGCCCACUAGAGUAGAGUCAUCGCACCUACGUUUCUAGAGCGAAAAGGGCCAUCUUAAGUUCGCCUUGCAUCGAAACGACCUCACUUUUCAUGAUCCCUGUACGGCGAACUAAUAGAAUUGUUAAUAGAUAAAUCACUGUAGCUUUGUACAUAAUCGCAUGCACCCAUCACUAUGUAUCAACGAUCAUGAU
Molecule: messenger RNA, 2030 nt
Organism: Kockovaella imperatae
Lineage: Eukaryota; Fungi; Basidiomycota; Tremellomycetes; Tremellales; Cuniculitremaceae
Product: major facilitator superfamily domain-containing protein
Exons: 3
Coding region: 89-1849 (586 amino acids)
Biological process (GO): transmembrane transport
Cellular component (GO): membrane
Molecular function (GO): transmembrane transporter activity
Source: RefSeq, a predicted model, not a curated record